UGUGACCUUCGUAUGAUCCAUCAAAGUUUGAAAUGCAAACCAUACUUGUAUUGUACUCAUUUCGAUUUUCCACCGGAACAAUAUCGAUUUAGUCAUCCUUUCGCAACAACUGUACAACACAGUUGAAAUGCGCUGUGACAGUAAUGGAGUAAAGAACACAUCAUUUUGGAUAUAACGAAGAGAGCUAACAUGGCAGGGCGGCACGUUUUAGUAUUGUCUGUCACAAUCUUACUAACUUGCUUGUUAAGUCUUCGAGCACAAGAUGAUCAAGACUUCAGCAAUGACGACUGUGUGAUCGCAGAACCUAGAACGGAAGAAGGUAACUAUAUGCGAUGUGACACUGAGGAAUCCAUAGCUGCAGGAACGCCGAGAUGCUGCAAAAAGGACAACACUGUGGGAUGCUGCGAAGAAACCCAAGCAUUUGGUCGCAUGGCCCAGAUUGGCACCGGAAUUGCUUGUGGCACCGUCUUUCUCAUGACUGUCACUUUUAUCAUCUUCUGGUGUAACGAGGAUACCUUCCCUUGCCUGAAAAAAUGCAAGAAACGGUGUACAUGUUGCCAGAAAUGCAAAGAGAGACGUGAAGAACAAAAGAGAAAGAAAGAGGAAAAGAUAAAGCGCAAGCAGAAGCAGGAAGAGGCCAAGAAAGAAGUGUUUGCUUUUCGGCAAGAGGUUCAAGACGAUUUCUGGGGGAUAGCUUAGAGUUUACUCUCUUUUUUUCGUGUUGCCUUUUGCCUGUCAGUAAAAGUAUGUAGGCCUAACUUUCUGGAUAACGAAGACGGAGUCUACCUCUCGUUUUACUCAUAACAGUGGUGAUAUGCGGAUCAGCAUCAAAACACAGCAUCAAAUGUGUGAAUAAUUUCAUAAUAUUAUUAUUAAAAUACAUGCCUUCUUUUAAAUUUUCUCUUAAACCAUGACCUUAAAGUAGCUGGCCUACAUGAUCAUGACUGGAUUUUUUUUAGUUUAGAAGUUCCCAGAUGAGACUUGAAACAAAAGGCUUUUAACCUGAAGAAAAUUUAUCAAUAUACAUGUACUUGGUAUUUCCAGUUUAAUCUAUGCAUCGGACUUUCAAAAGUAAUGUUUGGGUGUAUUAAGGGAAAAUGUCCAUCUGUAUUCCUUGUAUUUCACUUUUGUCACGUAAAUAUUAUGUUAUGUGUAUGUAUAUGGCAAAAUUUAUCUGCCGAGCCAGUAUUCUCGAAUGUAAUUUGAAUGUCAAAGAUUAAACAACCGUCCAAUAGGCAAUAUUUGUUGACAAAGCUUGGUAAAUCUCUUCGUCCCUGUGCCUUAAAUUUAUUCGUAUGAAAUGCAAAAUGCACACUUAAUACCUUAAAGUAGCAUUUGCUUGGAAAAAUUUUCUUGCCUUACCGGCGGAUACAGGAUUUUGAUUAGUUAAAAUGCUGUUCAAACAAGUCACUUAAAUUCGUUUGCCUUAUCUGUUUUUGAAAACCAAGAAAUCUAAUGGGGAGCAUGUGAAACAUUGCAAAAUAAUUAUAGGUUUCGUUGUCAUUUACUCUCGAGUAAUUUAGUUUACGAAAACAACUCGAAGUCUGAAAUUAGACAAGGAGGUACAUGUAGAACGCAGGUAAUUAACUAUACUUUCAUUUGUUCUUUGUGGUUGUCUAUUCAUUAAAUUAUAAGUUAUUGCUUAUUCUUUGUUUUGAUUGUUUUACUCAUGUAAAUGAACCGUCUAAAUUUUAUGAUGUAGACAGAGAAAAUAUUUUGGAUAUUAAAAGUGAUCUUUAUC
Molecule: messenger RNA, 1741 nt
Organism: Lingula anatina
Lineage: Eukaryota; Metazoa; Brachiopoda; Lingulata; Lingulida; Lingulidae
Source: RefSeq, a predicted model, not a curated record